This is a messenger RNA of Trichosurus vulpecula (common brushtail), 7394 nucleotides long. It is a transcript of the gene OSBPL2, whose product is annotated as oxysterol binding protein like 2. Gene Ontology annotation, molecular function: cholesterol binding. Gene Ontology annotation, cellular component: membrane; cytosol; intracellular membrane-bounded organelle. The transcript has 16 exons. The coding region runs from base 1072 to 2583 and encodes 503 amino acids. NCBI's taxonomy places the organism in Eukaryota, Metazoa, Chordata, Mammalia, Diprotodontia, Phalangeridae. The record is from RefSeq and is a predicted model, not a curated record.
AGUCAGGCCUGGGGGUGGGGUGGGGAGUGGGAGAUCGCUUCGGGGGCUCUGGAGACCUCCCCCGCCCCCGUUAGGCCUCCAUCCUGACGGAAGCGGAGGGAGCUCCCUGCUGCUUUGACGCGGGGGUGGUUUAUUGGUGGCCCGCGGGGCUAGGGAACGCAGAGGUCCCUGCGGCGGCCGCGGCGGCGCUGCGGGAGGCGCCCCCGGCCCAGGCUACCUGGGAAGAUGGUCCAUCACUCCCCUUUUCCCCUCGCUCUAAACACUAGGGGAGAACUCCCUCCCCGCCCUCCGGGCCGCCCCGUCGUCGGCAGCGCCCGCCCCCAGGGGUGGGGCCUGUGGGCUGUCACAGGCCCCGCUGCGGGGCGCUAGGCCUCAUCUUGCCCCGAGUGUCUGCAGGAGCCGCUCACCCGCUUGAGGGGCGGUCUGGCGAACUGCGGGAGGUCCCGUCGCUUCCCCCGUCCUUUCCUGGGGCGACCCAGGCUCCGAGUCCCUAGAAAACUUUACAAAAGAAGAGAAAAGUUAUCCCCACUCGCUCAGUAGCUUACGCCUUUCCUCCCAUCACCCCGCGUCUCCAACUCCAACUGGUAAUUCCUGGUUUUUGUUAUGCUGCUGCUCUCGCCCGAAAGGAGUGGAAGUUUUAUCCCUCGUUGAUUGAGCAUGCGUGAAUAUCCGGGAAGGUAUAGGCGGGGCUUUUAAAUAGGCCUUGUGGAUCUAGGGGUAGGGGGACAAGCUUUCCAAGCUUGCGAGUGUGUGCGGUUCAUUUCCUGUUGCCAACCUACGACCUGCCCUUGGGUCUUACCAUUUAUUCUUCUGUUCAAAUUUGUGUAAAGUUGAACAUGACUUCUUCCUUGGAUGAUGUUUGCUGUCUACAGCAGAAGUUUUAAGUCUGUCAACUGAUUCAUGACAUCUUUUAUCCAAGAAAGCCUCAUGGAACUAGGUCUUCAGUCUGUUGAGCCUUUAUGAAUAAAAAUUUCACAGCACAAAAUUAUUUCUAAUUCUAUAUGUAGUUCAAGUACAAUGAUGCUAUAGACGGCAACAAACUGGGGAAAAAAAAGGAUUUACUACUGAAAGAUGAAUAGUGAAGAAGAAUUCUUUGAUGCCGUUACAGCUUCCAGUUUCUUCAUGGAGAAAUCACUUAAGAUGGAGAAUGGUUGCAGAGCAAUGCCUGAAUGUAAUGGCUUUGAUUCUGACAAUUCAUCUGGGGAGUUUUCAGAGGCAAAUCAGAAAGUCACAGGAAUGAUUGACUUGGACACUAACAAAAGCAAUAAGACUGGAAAAAAUGGAGAGAGGUCUCCACAAGAGAAUGGAAUCAAGAAACACAGGACAUCAUUGCCUGCUCCAAUGUUUACUAGAAGUGAUUUCAGUGUGUGGAGUAUAUUAAAAAAAUGCAUUGGCUUGGAAUUGUCGAAAAUCACAAUGCCUAUUGUCUUCAAUGAGCCAUUGAGUUUCCUCCAGCGAAUUACUGAAUACAUGGAACAUAUAUACCUCAUUCACAAAGCUUCUUUUCAAACACAACCCUUGGAAAGAAUGAAGGCUGUAGCUGCUUUUGCAGUUUCGGCUGUGGCUUCUCAGUGGGAGAGGACUGGUAAACCAUUUAAUCCACUACUGGGGGAAACAUAUGAAUUAAUCAGGGAUGAUUUAGGAUUCAGAUUUAUAUCUGAACAGGUCAGUCACCAUCCUCCCAUUAGUGCAUUUUAUUCAGAAGGUCUCAAUCAGGAUUUUAUCUUUCAUGGCUCAAUCUACCCCAAAUUGAAGUUCUGGGGGAAAAGUGUAGAAGCAGAGCCCCGAGGAACAAUUACACUGGAGCUUCUCAAACAUAACGAAGCCUACACUUGGACAAAUCCUACCUGUUGUGUACAUAAUAUAAUUAUUGGCAAAUUGUGGAUAGAACAGUAUGGAACAGUUGAAAUUUUAAAUCACAGAACUGGAGAUAAGUGUGUACUUAACUUUAAAUCAUGUGGGCUGUUUGGGAAAGAACUCCACAAAAUAGAAGGAUACAUUCAGGACAAAAGCAAAAAGAAGCUCUUUAUGAUAUAUGGCAAGUGGACGGAAUGUUUAUGGGGCAUAGAUCCUGUUUCCUAUGAAUCCUACAAAAAGCAUGAAAGAAAAGGAGACCUCCAGAAAAAAGCAAAACCGGAAAAUGAGACUGAAAAAUCUGAGAGUGAUGUGGUUGAUAAUGUGCCUGAGAGCCAAGAUACAGUGCAAGUCAUACCUGGCAGCGAGCUCCUCUGGAGGAUAAACACAAGGCCUCCAAAUUCUUCUCAGAUGUAUAAUUUUACCAGUUUUACUGUGAGCCUCAAUGAACUAGAAAAGGACAUGGAAAAGAUCUUAGCUCCUACAGAUUGCCGCCUUCGUCCAGAUAUCAGAGGCAUGGAAAAUGGCAACCUGGAUUUAGCCAGUCAGGAGAAAGAAAGACUAGAAGAAAAGCAAAGAGAAGCCCGGAAGGAGCGUGCCAAAAAUGAUAAAGAAUGGCAUACAAGGUGGUUUUAUCAAGGCAUUAAUCCAUAUACUGAGACUUCUGACUGGUUAUAUUCGGGUGGAUACUUUGACAGAAAUUUCUCAGACUGCCCAGAUAUAUACUGAACCAUUGGAACCAAUUCUUCAGGACAUGGGGACAUGAAGAAGUCACAUCCCACUUCAAGCCAGCUCCUCUGGUUAAUAGCAGAAACCAGCUUUUAUAACAGCAAUUUUAAUGGAAAUAGCAUCAUUCACUGAUCAAGGAUUUAAUUCUUAUUAAUUUUUUGAUUGCCAAAAAUUUAAUUGCUAUUGUGUUCUCUUCAUAAAGCUGCACUUGAAAUCAUCAAGUUUUCACUAAGUUUUAAAAAGGAAAAUUCUUUGUGAUUCCCUUUUAUGUGACAGAAGUUGACUGUGGCUGGUUUAGUUUACAAGCACCCUCUUAACUCUGUAACAGAAUUUAAAGAAGUAACAGGAAGACGGUGUUUCUACUUAUAGUGAUACAAAAAAGGGUUUCUUCACGUAUUCAGAAGUUGAACCAGGGAUAAUAAAUAAGUAUGAAAGGAGAAGAGAUGGCUCUUGGAAACUAUCCCCAGAGGUAUAAAGGACUGAAGUAAAGAACUACUCAUAAAAUAAUGGUGAUCCAGAGGCGAAUAUAUACCACACACGGAAUGUCAGACUGAAUUGAAUAAAAAGCUGCCAAAUCACAUGUUUUGUCAUUUGGGGGUACUGUGAGCAUUACUUAACAAAUACUAAUGACAAAACAACUAAAUUAGCAUUUUGGUCACAAGCAAGGUAUGCAUUAAUCCACAUUUAUGUACUAUCCAAAGGAAAACAUUAUCAUUACAACAUAGAAUGAUUAAGAAUGUUGACAGAAACAUGGAAGAAAAACACCCAAAGCUGCUUUUGGCUGUGUAUGAAAAAGUCAAGCCUUUAGACUUUGGUACUAUUUAUAUUCUACACUGACUUUUCAUUCUGGAAAAGCAUUUGCCUAUAAUGUCUAGUCAGUUUGGAAAGCGCUUUGUAUGUGUUCAUAGAAUCAUUGUGGUUUUUUCCCCUUAAUAUGCAUGUUCUAAAACAUUACAGAAUCACAUCUGAUUGUUUGAGGGCAGGGGGGUAGGGGAGGGCAGAAUUUACCUAAAAUGGUGUAACUAGAAUUAUUUAAGAAAUAAUAGGCAUAUAUGGUCAUCAAAAUGACUUAUUUUUCUUUGUGUAGAAAUGUCAAAGCCAUAUAAUGUCAGAGCUAUUUGAAUUGCAGAUCAAUUUAUUGUAUAUAUAUAUACAUAUAUACAUAAUAUUAUUGAGUUAGGUUACAAAGUCGUACAUUUCUGAAGAAAAGGGAUUAUAGUUUUGUGUUUGGCUUGAAUAUUAUGUUUGCAAUUAAAACACUUUUUAAAGCCAAGACUUGUUUCGAAAGCUUUUAAUUUGGUAACCAUUAGAAACUGGAAAGCAGCUGUGUUAUUGCUAAAUCUAUAGUCAUUCAAAGAUGGCUGCCAUUCCCUAUACCAACAACUUUACAUAUUUUAAAAAUGAACUUGAAGAUUGAUUUCUAAAUGCAUUUGGGGAUUCAUGUGCAUGAUAUUUUUUACAAAGUAGAUUUUGAAGUAUCUGCCAAUGCAAAAUAUAGUAAAGAAGGCAGCGGGGAUAUUUUGUGUGUGUGUGUGUGUGUGUGUGUGUGUGUGUGUGUGUGUGCAUGCAUGUGUGUGUGUGUGUGUAAAGCCAGGCACUUCAGGUGAGGAAAGCUAUAGUCAUGGUGGGGUCUUUGUCUAAGUAUGCAGGUAAGUUAUAAAAAUCAAAGACAAGUAAGGGUAUGUCCCCAAAGUACAUUCAUAUUCACUGUAUUUUGGGGGCAGUGAACAACAUUUUGUUUAUCUUGCUAUUUUGAAUUGAGAGGCAGCAUGGCAAAAAAGCUAGCAUGGAAGCCCCAAAGCCCUGGUUUCCAGUCCUGCCUCUGAAACAUACUGGGUGUGACUGGGCAGGUCAUUUAACCUCUCAGUGCUAUAGGCAACUCUAAAACUAUAAGUUACAGAGAAGAUGCAUCCUGCAUUGGUAAAGGGAGUUUCCUUGUCUGGGAGUUCGCCAUAUCAGUAAAAAUCACAGGUCCAAUAGAGUCCUUAUCCCAGUCCCUAUCCCUAACAAAAAUGGGUUCAUUUUAUUGUUAAGUAGUCAAUCUUGUAAUAAAUAAUUUGGCAUUUGGAGGGCUUGCAGAGGCAUAAUUAAGAUAAUGUAACCUUGCUAAAAGACACUGGUUCCUAUGUACUUUCUUUUAAAAGAAAAAGGAAGUUAGUAGCAAAGGACAUUAAUAAUGUUUCAAUCACUAUUUUAUAUUUCUUGUUCUGCUUCUUUUUUCACAUCCAUGCCUAUAAAAUGCUUAACAUGUGAAAGUAGUGACACCUAACCUUUAUCAUCAUUCUAGUAAAACAUUAGGAUAAAGUGAAAUGUUCUUUAUUAGAAUUUUAAUGAUAAAAGUUCUUUUAAAGUAUGAUCAUACUUUCUAAUGAUAUGAUUUUUGGCUGAUGCAGAAAUUAUAUAUUUGUAUUUUGAAUAGCAUAGUCUACUAUGCUACGUAUAGUCUACUAUACGUAGCAUAGUCUACUAUGUUUAGUAGACAUUUAAAAAUCCCCCAAAUUUCAUAAUUUUGCAAAAUAAUGUUUUCAUGAUUAGGUCAGAACAACUGCAUUAUGUACCUUAAAAUAUCUACAUCCCUUACCCCUAACUGAGCCUAGUCUUUUUUUGGUCAUUUUUCCUGAUUGAUACUAAAAUUCAGGCCACGUUGUUUUUCUCAAGGUUUUGUAUAAAUGGCAAAUUAAUUUUGUCGAGCCAUUCAAUGUUUCAUAGAUUUAAUCAAAAGCUGUCUAAUGUCCAGGAAGACUGGACAAAUUUUUCUUUUGUUUUAUUUGACUUUAAUACUGUUUACAUUAUAGUGGCCAACACAGUAUUUAUAUGGGGUAGCCUGGGGAUACCUUCCUAAGUGAAAGACUGCUUUCUAAGGAACUAAAGGCAAGGACACAGUGAGGUCCUUAAGGAUAAGCAUCACUUUUACCCUGGGAGUACUUGCCUCAGUUCAGGUGGAUAAAGUGAUGGAGAGACCAGGGAAGUUUGUGCUCCGCAUCACCACCUUGCCUCUAAGGCUGCCACAGAAACCAAGACACCUCCAAAAUACUUCAUACCUCUAUAAAAGGCUUGUAAGUGAAACAGUGUGAUUUUGGGAAGGAGUGCCAAAAUAUGCUUUAUGGUUCUUGAGACCUUAAACAUAGAUCGAUUAUGUAAUCUGUGUUACGGUUUCCUGACACAGAGAAAUAGAAAAAAAAACAAAACAAAAACAAUAGAUGGCACCAAGGAUUCCUUUAGUUGUUUGCAUUUGGCAGGAAUAUUUGGAAGAUGAACUUCCCUUUUCCCUUGUUCAUAAUUUUCUCUUUGCAUGUUCAAACUCAUAAUUCUUCCAGAAAUAGCCCAUCUGAUAUAGUGAAAAUGAAUUCCAAAUGUCAGGUUGGCGUUAGUGAAGAAUGUAGUAGGGAAAAGCAUUCUGGGAAGCCUCUGGUUCACCAUUAUGCCCCUUAAGAGCAUUCAACAAAUGUCUGAUAGUGUUGUUAUGUGACAGUUGUUGGGACAACCUUUCUAUUACCCGCAAGGAAAGCUAUUGAGCCCUGGUGAAUGGAAUGCUUGCCAUGCCAAGUUGCUGUGUUUUAGUGCCUACUAGUUCUAAGUAAUGAAAUGUGAAACAGAAUAAAAUCAAUGGAAAAAAAAAGACCUGCUUAAACUUUUUUGUAAAAUGUCUUGCAGAAACAAUUUAAGAGGUAUAGUGGAAAGAACCCCAGAAUUAGAGUCAGAAGAUGUAGGUUUAAAUCCUGCUUCUGCCACUAACUUGCUUUGUGACCUUGGGGAAGUCACUUGCCCUUUCUGGGCCUCCCUUUCCCUGCCUAAAGUCCCUUCUAGCUCUAAAUCUUAUGAUCCCAGAAUUUUUGAGUCUUCUCUCUUUGGGAAAGGACUUGAAAUGAAGGACAUGUUUAAGUCACUUAGAAGUUUCAAAUCAGUAAAAGCUUUCCAGGGUUAAAAAUAUCCUUGUUACUUCUAAUCUUGGGUGCUAAGUUUUCUAUCUUAGGAUUUAAAAAAUGUAUGUGAAGCAAUGUGUCAAUAAAAAAGAGAAAGAGUCAUCAAUGGAAAAAUCUUUGGAAAAUCUUGAUUUUCUUAUGCUUCAACAUUUGGAUUUUCUUUUAAAGAGCUCUUUUCUAUAACCUGAGUGGUUACAAAGGACUUUGGAUCACCAGUUUAUAGCUUGCUGGUAGUUGACACGUGAUAACAUGGUUUGUAAUUAUAGGCACAGCACACUAACUCACUCUUUUCUAACAUUUCCUAAAUUUAUUCUGUUUUUGUCAUUUUCCACGUACUUACUAUCUUUUUUUUUCCAACAUGAAAGCACCGCUCCUUUUUCAUCCCUUGGCAUGAAGACUAAAGAACAGUACAUAAUUUGGUAAAUUGUUACUUCGCCUCUUUUGAAAAAAAAGUAAAACCACGUAUCUGGGGGCAAUGGUAUACUUGAGCAAUACUUAAUUCUCUGUAAAGUGAGUGGAUAGAACACAGACAAUUGAUUUGGGUAUGUUUUUAUAGCAUGUGGAAAAAAAAUAUGCUUUCGCUUCUACCCAGAAUGCCAGCACACAUCCUGAGUUAAACUCUUAUGGAGCCGCUUUUUUUGCCUUACAUAAUUGCUGUGCUUGGUUGAUUCUUUCAAACACUGUGUUCAUUUUAUCAAUGUUGCAUGAAAAUGUCAGACUAUGAAAAAUGCUUUAGUGAAAUGGAUUUAUUUUUAUAAUAUUUAAUAACUGUCAAUACCCAUCUAUAUUAACAAAAUCAGUCAUACUUAAGCUUUUUGGAGGAGUAUGUACAGGUUUGUGGAGAUGAAUGUUAAAACCAUAGAUCUGAAUAAACGUCCUUUUGAAGAA